Peronospora matthiolae is the source of this 1239-nucleotide messenger RNA. The record is from the annotation of a GenBank genome assembly. NCBI's taxonomy places the organism in Eukaryota, Oomycota, Peronosporomycetes, Peronosporales, Peronosporaceae.
AUGCGAAGAAUGAUGAACACAGUUAUUCUGAUGAUGGCCCAGCUACUAACUGCAGAUGACAACGAGGAUAUUCCAGCGGACCAGAGCAGAUGUAUCGUACUUUCAGACUUUCGCAAGGCUUACGAUACCGUGGACCGGGAGUUCAUGCACGAGGCUUUGCAUCUCUUCGGUUUUGGCGCACGCUUCGUCGACCUCAUACGUCGCAUCCACCAAGGCACGCCCGUUUUUUUUUGUUGUGAACGGGAUCGAGUCCUCAGCUGUGCCGGUGCGGUCCGGUAUACGGCAGGGAUGCCCGCUGGCACCCCCGCUCUUUCUGACGGUGGUGAAGAUUUUAAGUCUCGCAUUAAAGCAGGAAUCAGCCCUCCGGAGGCUGCAGACGCCAGGGUUGUCGGGUCAACGACAUUUUUUUUCUGCCUUGUUGACGACUCAACGCUAUUCCUAGAAAAGUAUGAGCAGCUUCCGCGUGCUAUCCGUCUCGUCAAAGCCUUUGGGGCUCUAUCGGGGCUGCACGUACAGCCGGACGAAAGCAAGAUUCUGUUUUUGAACCGGUCGGUAAUUCUAAAGCAGUACGAGGGCAUUGCAGUAGUUCCGCCAGGUGACACAACCCGAUACAUGGGUUAUGAGAUCGGAGCCGUGGAAUUAGUGAAUAAGGAUUGGGCCUUGAGGAUCCAGAAGAUCCAACUUCGCCUCAUCACGGCCACACAGGUGGCAACAAGUGUGGAAAAUCGAGUUCUCAUCCUAAACUCCAUUGCACUUCCCCCCUUGCUAAUUACGGCGAGCGUUUUUGACAUACCGCAGUGGGAAAUGCACGAGGUGAAUAAUAUCUACAAGCAAUUCCUAUGGGCACACGCGACAACGACGGAUAGGAGCCGUCACAAAGUCAAUCCUUCUCUGCUCGUCACACCGAAAAAUGCCGGGGGCAUCGGUCUGGCUGCUAUGUUCGUAGCUGUCAAAACCCAGCGAACGAAGCACGCGCUUCUCUGGCUCACCCAAACUUCGGACAGGUACUUUACUGCCUGGCGGCAGUGGGCUUACAGAGGACUGAACCAAGAGGCUGCACAAACGAUUUCUUUAAUGCUGGGAGGACGUCGGCAAGCUUCUAACUUGACCCGAACUUCGGUGCGGGAGUUACAGCAGACGUUGGGGGAAUGGCUCGCUCCAACACCGGAUUCGGCCGAUCGGGUCGUCAGGUGGGUUGCCACACAGUCAGCUCCUCUGCUGGAGAGGGCAGCCAAUUGA